ACAUUUUGAAUAUCUGAUUUAGAUUGUCUAAAUAAUUAAUUGACUAAGCCAUGACAAAACAAUAUGACUGAGAAAAAUCUUCCAUCGUACAACAACUCGUUCAGCAGCAACAGCUGGGAGCAGGAUUCCAGUCAUGCAAGCAUUAGGUCUAAUCUCACUAAAAAAGAAUCAUUGAGAAUUCAGAAACAGUCGUAUAAGGUGGAGAAAAAGAAAGUUCACAAUGAGUUGAAAAAUACAAUACAAGAUCCAACCGUUGUAAUUCGCUCUGAUUGGUUGAAAAUACGAAGUACAUUGAAGAACUGGAGUCGAAUAUGGUGUGUGUUAAAACCAGGAGUGCUAAUAUUAUACAAAACUCAAAAACUGAAGCAAUGGAUCGGAACAGUUCUUUUGACGUCGAGUGAAAUUAUUCAAAGACCAUCAAAAAAGGAAGGGUUUUGUUUCAAAAUUUAUCAUCCUCUUGACCAAGUGAUUUGGACUGCCAAAGGGCCCUCGGGCGAAAGCAUGAGUUUAUUAACACAUUCUCUGCCAUCAAAUCACUUAAUUUUGAGAUCAACAACUCAAUCUGAUGGCCAAUGCUGGAUGGAUGCAUUAGAGCUGGCCCGUAAAUGUUCCAAUCUAUUGAAAAAAGCUAUGCCAACUCUUGAUUCUCAAAACACCCUUUCAGUAGGUGACGUCAGCAUGAAAGAGAUUGAUAGUGUCAUGGGGGACGAUCCAGACUCAUAUGAUGAGGGACUUGAAUUAGCUUUACUGAAACGUAAGCCAAGUAAAGCACACAGUGAAAAAUCAACUGAUGAUGGUAGUCAAUUGGAUGCUGGAGAUCAGUCUAGUGAAGAUCCAUCUAAAAGCCAUGGUAAUCAUCUCACUGUAGGUCAAAACGAAGCUCUUGUAACAUCCGGUGAGGAAACUGGCUCCUUCAGUUCAAGGGUGUCAUCUGAUGCUGAAAGCAACAAAUCUUCACCCAAAGUUCCAGAGUCUGAGUAUGUGCUUGAAAAGACUGACAUGGAAAUGUUAGGAUCUGCUGGUGAGGCAGCUGAAGACAUAGCUAGUGAAAAUAAAGGUCUAAUUUGGACAAUCUUGAAACAAUUACGACCUGGAAUGGAUCUUUCUAAAGUUGUUCUUCCUACUUUCAUUUUAGAACCUCGUUCCUUCCUUGAUAAAUUGUCAGAUUACUACUUUCAUGCUGAUUUGUUAUCAAAAGCUGCCAGGGUGGACGACCCUUAUGAACGAAUGAAAGCUGUUGCAAAAUGGUAUCUUUCAGGUUUCUACAAAAAACCUGAUGGCAUAAAAAAACCAUAUAACCCCAUAAUUGGUGAAAUUUUUCGUUGCAAAUGGCAACAUCCUGAAACUGAAAGUUUCACACAUUAUAUUGCUGAACAAGUGAGUCAUCAUCCACCCAUUUCGGCAUUUGCAGCUGUGAAUAAAAAAGACGGCUUCGUUGUGCAUGGAAGCAUAUUAGCAAAAUCUAAAUUUUAUGGCAACUCUUUAUCUGCUUUUCUUGAUGGUACUGUAAGCCUCACUCUUCUACAUAAAAGGGAAGAAUACAUUUUGACAAUGCCAUAUGCACAUUGCAAAGGAUUUUUAUAUGGUUCUAUGACGAUGGAGUUUGGAGGAAAAGUUGAUAUUACUUGUCAGAAGACAGGCUACUCCACUGAAAUAGAAUAUAAAUUGAAACCAUUCUUUGGUGGAAGUGAUUCAUCGAAUAGAAUAAAUGGACGUAUAUUACAUGGGAAAAAGAAUCUUGCUACUAUCCAAGGAUUUUGGGAUAGAGAAAUAUAUCUUACUGAUUUGAAACGUGCCACAACAUCUAUAUUCUGGAAACCUACUCCUGAAAUCCGUGCAGCUAGGUUGCAAAGGCAAGUCAUUGCCAUGAACCAGCAGCUACCGAAUGAAUCUCAAAAACUUUGGUGCCAUGUUACAAAAGCAAUUGAAGUUGGUGAUCAAAAUGAAGCCACAAAAUAUAAAUGUAUUCUGGAAGAAAACCAAAGAAAAGGAGCUCGAGAAAGAGCAAAAACAGACACACUUUGGCUGCCAAAACUUUUUGAGUACAAUCCAAUAAAUGAGAAUUGGACGUACAAGUUUUUGGACAAACGACCUUGGGACACUGUUAAUGACAUUGUGCAAUAUGAAUCUGACGGGUGUAUAUCUACUAUGACUAAAAAUGGGGUUAUACUAAGAUCACCAGGCAAAUCUCGAAUGAUUGUUGACAGUGAAAACAUGAUACAGAGCGUUAAAAUUAUGGAAGAAUCGACCAAUAGAAGUAAUGAUGAAGCUUUGCAAGUCAAAUUACAAGCGGACGAGGAUGCUAAACAAACGUUACUGUUACUACAAGAGCAACAACAACAUAUUUUGUUGAAAUUGUCGCAAAUUCAAAAAUCAUUGGAGAAGCACGAACGCAGCAAUCAAUCUUAUUUAUUUAAUAAUUUGUAUCUAAUUAUACUGGUUGCAAUAUUUGCCAUUCUUGCUUACUAUUUUAAAUAAUGUAUAUGUAAUUGGUUUACAUAAGUUUUGUUUCACUUAAAAUUUAAAUAUUUGUGCUGCACAAUCCCACAGUCAUAUCUGAUUUAUCUUCUUUUAUUAAAAAUAAUUUUUACUCCAUAGUAAUCGUUCUAUCCUAUUGUAAUACUGUGUUGAUAACUGGUUGUUCAUUUUUCGUAAAAAUAUUAUUUAUGACUGAAUUUUUUAAACCUGAGUUUACAUUAAAAAAACUGGGUGUCCCAAAAUAAAUGAAACACAAAAAUUGUUAAUCAAAUUAACAAGUUUCGUUUAUUUUGUGAUGCCCUGUAUAUCAAUUUUUUUUUUUUUUCAUCGUUUAUCAUAAUAGUUUAAAAAAAUAGGAUAAAAUGGUUAUCUACUAAACAUAGAAAAUGUUGAUGUUUCAUAUAACUUUAGAUGGGUGAGGUAGUAUACAAAACUCUAGCCAAAUGGUCCAUUUUCACUUGAUUAUGCAACAUCUAUCAUCUAUCCAUUUCAAGUUUUAUUUGAGUCUAAUACAUGUUAUUGUUUAUAGGUUUUCUAUAUACAUGCUUGUAUAGAAGAUAACUAAUUUGGUUCAAUGUUCUAGGAAUAAUACAUCACUGGUAUUGUUCUAGAAAUUGCCAUAGAAGGGAAACCACUUUCAGUUUUCAUGUUUAACUAGAAAGUUUGCUCAGCUCUGAUUACAUUUUUGACAAACUGUUCAAAUGUUUACAUUUCUACUCAGCAACUUGAAAAAGAAUUAUCAAACAGUUAAAAUUUUUAAAUUAUGGGGAUAAAUUUAUUUGUAAUAUAUUAUUUUGAAUGAAGGAUGGAAUGCCGAUUGUUCAAUUCUUGAUUUUGAAUAAUUGUUCAAAGCUAGCUUAGCAUGUAGCUACAUUGAGUAGAAUUUGCCCAUACUGCGCUUCGCCAAUAUUUGUGUUAGAAACCUAGUGCCAUAGCUGCUCUGUGUAUUAAGAUAAACAUGAUUAUUUAGUGAAAUCUAGUAUUCGUUCAUUGUAGUAAAUAUUCAUAUAAGUAUUCUCAUUAUUAUGUCAUCAACUUUCUAUACGAGUAACAAAUCGGGGAAAAUAAUGAAAAUGAAGCAAUAAAGCGAAAUGCUAUAACAAAAUCAAAAAGUAGUUACUGGUUAUUGAAAAUAAAAUUCCCAGUUCCUGUGACACAAGCCGAAUUUUCGUUUUUGGGUUUUUAACAAAUCAAAUUUUAUACUUUGACAUGGGUAUUGAAGUUUAGACAUUAAGUCACAAUAUUAUAAUUUCCACCAGUCCCUCUCUGUGUCCUUAUUAGUAUCGUAGGCUAUAAUAUAUGAAUAUUGAGGCCCAAAUGUUUUAAAAUUUAGUCUAUUUCUAUGCUUCACAUUAAUUUGCGAUUGCUUUUAAAUCAGGUAUACGAUUUCCUGUUUCGUCUUUUUAACAAGUGAUUGAAAAAUAAUUAUUCUAUCUUGCCGAAUGUUCAAUGAUACUGUGAUAACUAAUGAAAAUGAAUAAUUUUUGGUGCCUAUGUUAAAGCAAGGCUUCUGGUCUAUUGGGGCUAUAUAAAUGCAUGAGCUGCUCUUGGUGCGAUAUAUAAGCCAACACAUGAUUUUCAAAUUAUUAUGAAUUAUGACAUAUGGUGCAAUUAUAGUCUGGGGUAAAGAUAAAUCAGUCAGUAGUUGACAGGCACAUAUACAAAAAUUUCCAUCUGUUCUGGCAGUGCAAAAUUGUAAAUUCAUUCAAUUUUGAAUGUCGUAAAAUAGGGGUGUGCAAACAGCGGCCUACGAGGAAAAAUUGUGCGACCCACAGAGGAGUGUCAAUUUGUAAUGGUAUGCGGCACAUGAAACGAGUUUUUAAUUUGAUUUAAUCUGGACCAAUUUCUCAUCUAUGCCUAUGUUACAAUGCCUUUAAAGCAAGCUUGUGCGAA
Styela clava is the source of this 4371-nucleotide messenger RNA. The record is from RefSeq and is a predicted model, not a curated record. NCBI's taxonomy places the organism in Eukaryota, Metazoa, Chordata, Ascidiacea, Stolidobranchia, Styelidae.